AUCGACGCAUUAGAAACUUUAAGAAAGUUAGAAAGCUUUCACUUUGUAAAGAAUGCUUUAAAAGAAUCAUUUGACGUUCGUAACAUUGGUUGUGGACGUUGGUGUUUUCGCAGAUCGUGAAAUCAGUUCAUCAGUUGACUACCGUAGUCAAAUACUGUUUUGAAUUAUAUGAAAACAAUUUUAAAACUGUUUAAAACUCAAUGGUGCUUCUAAUAAAGACACGGUUAACAUUAAAGAUUAUAUUGUAAUAUUUCAAAGAAAACAGUAUAUACAUACAAUUUACUGUUCGUAUAACAGUCACUCAUAUCCUCGUAAAAGUAAUUAUAAUAAAUUCACAGUAACGAUCAUUGUAAUGAGAUAAAGGAAAGCAUUUCAUUGUAAGUUUAUUCAACUUAUUUGUUAUAUCAGGACAAUGAUUGAAACCGCUUGUGAUCCUACAAUUGAAAGGCAUUUUAAAGGUCACGAUAAUGUUAUCACAAGUUUAUGCUUUCAUCCUGAGACUACUCAGCUUAUAUCAAGUAGUUUGGAUAAGACUAUAAUAUUAUGGAAUCUUAAGGAGUCUGUAAGGGCUUAUAGAUUUCUAGGACAUAAAGAUGCUAUUAAUGAUGUUACCUAUGCACCAUCAGGGGAAGUUAUAGCUAGUGUUUCUAGAGAUAGAUCUGUCAGAAUUUGGGUCCCUAAAGUAACAGGUCAAUGUCUAGAAUUCAAAGCACAUUCAGGGGCUAUUAGAUCGAUAGAUUUUAGUCCAGAUGGAGAAAAGGUACUUACUGCAUCAGACGAUAAAAGCAUUAAAUUAUGGAUGGUAUGUGAAAGAAAAUUUUUAAUGUCUUUUAUAAGCCAUACAAGUUGGGUGAGGUGUGCUAGAUUUUCUUUGGAUGGUAGGUUUAUAGUCUCUUGUAGCGAUGACAAAACAAUAAAAUUGUGGGAUGUUAAUAGUGGACAAUGUGUCAGAACUUUUAAUGAUGUAAAAGCUUAUAACACAUAUGUGGAAUUUCACCCAAGCGGCUCUGUUAUCGGAUCUGCAAAUAUGGCUGGUAGUAUAAAAUUAUACGACCUACGUUCUUCUUCUUUGUAUCAACAUUAUGCAACUCAUAAAGGUCCUGUUAACAUGGUAAAAUUUCAUCCUAAAGGAAAUUUUAUGUUAACUGCAUCUACUGAUUCUACAAUGAAGGUUUUAGAUUUAUUAGAGGGUCGUCCAAUUUAUACGCUUAAGGGACACGCAAAUGGUACAAGUGUAACGUCGAUAACAUUCUCUUCCAAUGGAGAGUUUUUUGCUUCUGGCGGAGCAGAUCGUCAAUUAUUAAUGUGGAAAACUAAUUUUGAUAAAGAUGAUAUCGCUCGCAAAAUUCCCAGACAAUUAGUUUUAUCCACUAAAAAAGCUACAUCUACCAUUAAAGAUGAAGAAUUACAUAAAAUUGGUGAUACAUUCCUAGAAGAGGACGAAGAGGACGAAGAGGACUUGAUACAUACAAAACUUGAUAAUAUAAAUUUACAAAACAAUAGAAGUCAUUGCAAAGUACCUGAGCUUACAGGUUUGAAAGAUAGUAUAGAACAGAAAAUAAUUAAUGUAAAAAUUCAGAGGCCUAGCGAGAAAAGUUGUGCUACGAAUAUAUCGUAUUUAUCCAAAGACUCGCCCGAUCAACAAUUUUCUGUGCAUUCAAGUAAUGUAGUGGAUGCGCUUAACGAACAAGUACAAUCAUUACGCGAUGUUGUCACAGUUUUAGAACAGCGCUUAACAGUAUUAGAAGAAGAAUUGAGGAAAUAAGUAAAAUACAUUUUACUUAUAAAAUUGAAUGAUUAUUUUAUUUUUGUAAUUAUGAAAUAUUUUAAGAUGUGACGGAGAGAAAACAAGUUCUUUAAUAUUUAAGUCAUAAAAUUUGUAUACACAAAGCAGUAUUUAUUUCAAUGAUCUUGUUUAAUUAGAUCUA
Hylaeus volcanicus is the source of this 1928-nucleotide messenger RNA. It is a transcript of the gene Poc1, whose product is annotated as POC1 centriolar protein homolog A. Lineage: Eukaryota; Metazoa; Arthropoda; Insecta; Hymenoptera; Colletidae. The record is from RefSeq and is a predicted model, not a curated record. The transcript is spliced from 6 exons. Gene Ontology annotation, molecular function: protein binding. Bases 413 to 1765 code for a protein of 450 amino acids.